This is a messenger RNA of Beta vulgaris subsp. vulgaris (sugar beet), 1155 nucleotides long. RefSeq lists its product as uncharacterized. The record is from RefSeq and is a predicted model, not a curated record. NCBI's taxonomy places the organism in Eukaryota, Viridiplantae, Streptophyta, Magnoliopsida, Caryophyllales, Amaranthaceae. The transcript has 3 exons. Bases 1 to 1155 code for a protein of 384 amino acids.
AUGUUUCAAGAGAUUCUGAAUAGGGUAUAUGACGUUGUUGGAUGUGAUCGUAUGUAUGUGGAACUGAAAUUGUUUAUGAGAUAUCCGAUGCCGGGAAAAUAUGUGCCAAUUGCACUAGAGGAUGACGAGUCACUGAGUGCUAUGUGGCUUUCAGUGACACAAACGUCAGCCAUGGCAAUGGAGGUGUACAUUGAACAAGUUCCCAAAGAGAUAAAUGUGCAAAGUAAUGUGGGUUAUGUACCUUCAAUGGACUUUAGGGAUAGCAUGGAGCAUGUUGUCAGACCCACAUUAUGUAAAUCAGCACAUGAAUGGUUUAUUUCUCCUGCUUCGUCUCCCCACAUACCAUCCACAUUCCAUCUUGACACUCUACAUCAAAAUGAUGUUGAUUUUUUGGGAAACGAGGAGGAGCAUGUGGAUUCUGAUAGGGAUGAGGAUGAUGAUGCAAGAGAAUUAGCUGACAAGGCAAUAAAGGCUGGUGUUCCUUCACAAGAUUGGCUUAGAGUUGACGAAGUUGAUCAAAGGUUAAUAGAUUCAUGGAUGACUUGGAAUGUCACUGGUUCAUUAACUGUGGCUUCUGAAUUUGAGAUAGGACAAGAGUUCGCCUCAUUGCAGCAAUUAAAGAAUUUUGUGAAAGCAUGGUCGAUCUCUAGAAACCAGAUGUUUCGGGUGUUAGAGUCAGAGCCCACAAAGUAUGUCAUUGAAUGUGCUAGAAAGGAACAAAACAAAAGGCAAUCAGACAAUAUUUUUGGUGAUUGGGAGAAGUCGUAUCAAGAGUUACCGAGGUACUUGCAAGCCUUGAAAGAGUCCAAUCGAGGCACUGUCGUUUACUGGAGUACGAUCCCAACACAAGAUCCUACUACGCACAUCUUUAGGAGGGUCUUCUGGGCCUUUAAACCCUCCAUUUCCGGAUUCCGUCAUUGUCGGCCUCUUAUCACUAUAGAUGGUACUCACUUGUACGGGAAAUACAAAGGCAAAUUAUUGAUUGCUAUGGGAACAGAUGCUAAUUUCCAGCUAUUCCCACUUGCCUUUGCUGUUGUGGAGGAAGAAAGCACGGAGGACUGGUCUUGGUUUUUAGCUUGCAUUAGACGUUCCGUCACAGAUAGAAAGGAUCUGUGUGUCAUCUCUGAUCGUCAUAGGGGAUCCUUGCAGCUAUGA